GAAAAAUCUUAGAACCCUAAUUUCGAUUUAUCUCUUCUUCCUCUGCGUUUUCAAUUUUUUUCACAAACCUAAGCUCGAAUCUAAGCUCGAAUAUGAGCAAUUCAUCUGGAGUUACGAGUGGAGCAUCAAAUGUGGGACAGAGAAGGAGAGUUGUGGGUGUGCCGAAGAUGUGUUGGUGUGGGGCUAGUAUCUCGGCAAUCAUCUCAAAAUCCACCGCCAAUCCAUACCGCCGUUACUAUCGUUGUGCUUAUGCUGCAUCACAUAAGCUUAUUGAUGAUAACCACACUUUCAAGUGGGUUGACGAAGCAUUGUUAGAUGAGAUAGAGAGAUUGGCGGUAAGAACAGCUGCACUUGAACAAACCAUUUCCCAGAUUACAUCAGAGACUAUGGAUCACCAGAAGAUGAUUUUUGAGAGGAUGCAAAUGAAGCUAGAGGAAGAGAUUUUUGAGAGAGUAGAAGCAGAACUGUUGGAAUCCAAAUCACUCAUGAAGAAAAUGUCGAUUGCUGUCAUUGUAGGUUGUAUGUUCAUGCUUGGUUUGAGUAAAGUGAUAGGCUGAAACGAGUGUAUUGGCUUGUUAUUGUUGGUUUAUGUUUGUGCUUCUAAUCCUUUUAUGUUCUUGUUGUUUUAUGUUCUUGUUGUUUUAUGUUCUUGUUGUUGUUGUAAUGUCAGUUGUUGUUGUAAUCCUUUGAUCUCUCUUUUGUUAGUCUAAUGAAAACACAAUUUGGAU
Molecule: messenger RNA, 728 nt
Organism: Arabidopsis arenosa
Lineage: Eukaryota; Viridiplantae; Streptophyta; Magnoliopsida; Brassicales; Brassicaceae
Source: the annotation of a GenBank genome assembly